AUUUCGCAUUUCAAAAUCCUUAAACCAUCACAACACUCUCAACUUCAACACCCAUUCUCUUCCUUUCAUUUGUAUUUUCUACCCUCCAUCAAUCCCCAGCACCACUCUCCCCCUCUCUUUCUCUCUCACCCAAGGCCUGUUUUUGAUCGGUGCCCAACUCCCCUUAGCCAUUGGAUUUGAUGCCCAGCAUCUGUUCCCAGCAUUUCCACAUUUUCCCACUACGCUCCUUCCAUCGCUGUUGAAAAUUUCCCUUCGGACGAAACCAGAAAGGUUGUCAUGUGUUGCUUUUGUCAGUUCCAUUAGUUGUGUGGUGGUGUAUUGGCUUGGGUUGGUUGGUUUACUAAGAAGUAUUCGAACGGAAAGCUUAGGCUUGCAUGGGCGAGCAUGAGCCACCAAGUGGGAUAUUGCCAAAUGGCCUGUUUCCCAAUGAAGCCGCAUCGGUGAUGCGAGUGCUUGACAUGGAGCGGUGGUUGAAGGCUGAAGAAAGAAUUGCAGAGUUAAUUGCCUGCAUUCAGCCUAAUCCACCCUCUGAGGAGCGCCGGAAUGCAGUUGCGGAUUAUGUGCAGCGGCUGAUCAUGAAGUGCUUCCCUUGCCAGGUGUUCACCUUUGGAUCAGUACCCCUCAAAACUUAUUUGCCUGAUGGAGAUAUUGACUUAACAGCAUUCAGUAACAAUCAAAAUCCGAAGGACGCAUGGGCACAUCAGGUUCGUGACAUGCUCGUGAAUGAGGAAAAGGACGAAAAUGCAGAGUUUCGAGUCAAAGAAGUUCAGUACAUCCAGGCUGAAGUGAAGAUUAUAAAGUGUCUUGUUGAUAAUAUUGUGGUAGAUAUUUCGUUUAACCAGCUUGGAGGAUUGUGUACCCUUUGUUUUCUUGAGGAGGUUGAUAGUUUGAUUAACCAAAACCAUUUAUUCAAGCGUAGCAUUAUACUUAUAAAAGCUUGGUGUUACUAUGAGAGCCGUAUACUUGGUGCCCACCAUGGACUCAUCUCAACUUAUGCGUUAGAAACCUUGGUUCUUUACAUAUUUCAUGUUUUCAACAAUUCCUUUGCUGGACCACUUGAGGUAUUGUAUCGGUUUCUGGAGUUUUUUAGUAAGUUUGACUGGGAUAAUUUCUGCGUAAGCCUAUGGGGUCCAGUACCCAUUAGUUCGCUGCCAGAUGUGACAGCUGAACCUCCUCGGAAAGAUGGUGGAGAUUUACUGCUUAGCAAGUUAUUUCUUGAUGCCUGUAACUCAGUUUAUGCUGUUUGCCUUGGUGGCCAAGAAAAUCAGGGGCAACCCUUUGUUUCCAAAUAUUUCAAUGUUAUUGAUCCUCUGCGUGUCAACAAUAACCUUGGGCGAAGUGUCAGCAAAGGAAAUUUCUUUAGAAUACGCAGUGCUUUUUCUUUUGGGGCCAAAAAGCUGGCUAGAUUGCUUGAUUGCCCAAAGGAGGAAUUGUUUUUAGAAGUCAAUCAGUUCUUUAUGAACACUUGGGACAGACAUGGAAGUGGGCAGCGGCCUGAUGCUCCAAACAAUGACUUAUGGAAUUUGAGGUUAUCUAGUCAGGACCAAUUACAGGGGUCUGAGAAUCUCUGGAAAAAUAGCCAAAAAAUUGACAGUGCUUCUAAUUGUGAAUUUCAAAUCAAAGGGGCACAUGCUUCACAAAGUGGUCUAUCUCACCACCAUAAUUUGUCCUCUGAAAGCUCAUCUAAGAGUAGUGAUGUUUCUACAAUACCUCAUUCUUAUGCCAACCACAAUAAUGCAAGGACCUUUGAUCAGGUCCGAAGGGAAGCUAAUUGCAAUCAAGGUGCUCAUGUUGAGAAAGGUAGAAGAAAUGUUAAACCUGAUAACCCCCUGGGUGAUGUUCCGGGAAGGUUUUUAUUUGCAAGAACACGUUCUAGUCCUGAGCUGACUGACUCAUAUGGUGAUGUUUCUUCACAAGGAAGGCGUACAAGAACCCCAGAAAGUGGGAAAGGCCUAAAUUCCUCCACAAAGUUAGAGAAUAUUCAUAGGAAGCAUCUUGAUUCUGACACGGCUGUAAGUUAUGGUGUUAGAAUUGACAAUUCAUCUGCUAGGCACAUAUUGUCUCAUCAAGUUCUUGAUAGUGCUACUGAUUCAAACAAUGGUUCAAGUAGUUAUGAUGAUGAAUCAGGCUCUGGUGUCAUGGGUGAAGAGUAUGCAUCUGUUGCAGCAGGAGGUGGAACACACAUGAUGCAUCAGGAGGAGCAGGAUCUUUUGAACAUGAUGGCAUCUACCACAGCUCAAGGUUUCACUGGUCAGGCUCACAUUCCGGUGAGUUUAGCUCCAGGUCACCUACCACUUCCAUUUUCACCUUCCAUUAUUGCGUCAAUGGGAUAUGCUCAGAGAAACAUGGGUAACAUUCCCUUGAUCCAGGCUUCUUGGGGUACUAAUAUGCAAUUUCCCCAUGGUUUAGUCCCUUCACCAUUGACUCCAUAUUUGCCUGGCAUAGGAUUGACCUCAAAUCCUGAAGAUUUAACUGAAACUGGUAAUGAGAAUUUCAGUUCUGUUGAAACGAUCCCAGCAGAAGCUGACAAUGAUUUCUGGCAUGAUCAAGAAAGGGCUUCUACUAGUGAGAUUGAAGUUGAUGAUGGAAAUUUUGAAAUGCUUCCAGAUGAUAAGCAACAGUCAACUUCAGGUGGUUAUAACUUUGUCCCAUCAUCUCAUGAUGGCAGCUCUAGUAAUUCUGCUAGACUUCAGCCAAAGUUUACUAAAGAAAACAGAGGUUCAACAAGAGAAGAGCACAAAGAUACUUCUCAAUAUCAAGAUGGCAGAGGAAAUGACGUUUAUUUUGAUGAUAGAAUAGCAAAUUCUAGGUUGUAUGGUGCACCACCUUCAAGUUCCUUCAGGAGUAAGACAUCUUCUGGAAGCUCUUGGGAAGGAUCAUCACCAAAAUCGUCAAAACCAACCAGGGAUAAAAGAGGGAAGAAAAAUACUCCCUCAGUGUCGUCUACUGUUUACGGGAUGGGCAAGAAUGCCUCAGAUAUUUCAUCUAAACUAGAGGAUGAUGAAAACAGACAGUGGACUUCUUUGUCAACUGUGGCAUCCGAUAUGUCAGAAAGAAGCACUGGGUCACUGGCUGUUACUCCCAUGCAUGUUCCAAGGCAGCAAUUAUCUGGUUUUGAAGCAGCUCAGACAAGUGGAUCAGAGUCUCUGUUACCCAUAGCUCCAGUGCUUCUAGGUCAUGGCUCUCGCCAAAGAGCAAUUGAUAAUUCUGGGGCUGUUCCAUUUACAUUCUAUCCUACAGGGCCACCAGUACCAUUUGUUACGAUGCUUCCAUUAUAUAAUUUUCCUACUGAAUCUCCUGAUACAUCAGCAAGCAGUUUCAAUGUGGAAGAAAGGGUGGAUAACAGUGAUUCUGGUCACAAUAUUGAUCCAUCUGAAGUAUAUGACCAACCUGAGGUGUUGAGCCCUUCCAAUUCUAUGAGAAGAGUUGCUGUUGUCUCAUCAGAGCCCAAUCCCAAUCCUGACAUUCUUAACAGUGACUUUGUUAGCCAUUGGCAAAAUUUGCAGUACGGGCGAUUUUGUCAAAAUUCUCGCCAUCCUCAUUCAGUUAUCUAUCCUUCGCCUGUUAUGGCACCUCCUGUUUAUUUGCAGGGCCGUUUUCCUUGGGAUGGUCCUGGAAGACCACUCUCAGCUAAUAUGAAUCUUUUCACUCAGCUUACAAGCUAUGGGCCACAUCUAGUACCUGUUGCUCCUCUCCAUUCAGUUUCUAAUAGACCAGCCAAUAUUUACCAACGGUUGGUAGAUGAGAUACCACGGUAUCGAAGUGGGACUGGAACUUACCUGCCAAAUCCUAAAGUUUCUGUUCGGGAUCGAAAUUCUACAAGUACGAGAAGGGGUAAUUACAACUACGAUAGAAGUGACCACCAUGGUGACAGAGAAGGAAAUUGGAAUAUGAAUUCAAAAUUGCGAACAACUGGGCGUGGCCAUAAUCGCAGCCAAACUGAGAAGUCUAACUCAAAGCCAGAAAGGUUGGCAACAAGUGAAAGCCACGCCGAAAGACCAUGGGGUUCACACAGACAUGACUCCUAUAUUUCUCACCAGAAUCACAAUGGUCCUGUCCGCUUAAAUUCCUCACAUAACAAUUCUGCAAAUGUGGCUUACGGAAUGUACCCUCUACAAGGCAUGAGCUCCAGUGGGGUCUCAUCAAAUGGACCAACAAUUCCAUCUGUUGUAAUGUUGUAUCCUUAUGAUCAUAAUGCUGGCUACAGCUCACCGGCUGAACAGCUUGAGUUUGGAUAUGUGGGACCCAUGGGUAUCUCAGGUGUCAAUGAACUAUCACAGCCGAAUGAGGGAAGUCAAUCUGGCGGAGCAUUUGAGGAGCAAAGGUUUCGUGCUGGCACUGCUCAACAAUCCUCACCAGAUCAACCCUCUUCACCCCAGGUUCCAAGGGGGCUUUAAUUUUAUUGGCAUAUCAGUGGCCAGGGGAAAUUAUCAAAUGAAAGAGGAGGAUUGUCCUCUUGCUUAUCAAGACCAGGCAGGGGGGAAUGUAAGCGGCGAAAACUAUGAUGUGAAACCCGCCCUUUUCAAGACAUUCUUGUUCUCACCCCAAUCUUGAAAAGAAAGAACUUAGCUCUAUCACUGAUUCAUCUUUCUUGUGAAGGCCCCUCGUUUGUUCCCCCUGCCUCUUGCAUGUACACUUACAGGUGAUUAACCCACUUUGUUUACAUUUUCCCAUCCAAGACCCUGUUUAAGGAUGAUGAUGAAGAACCGUAGUGGCUAAGAGGAUGCAGUAUUCGGUGAUUAGUUUUUCAUUUGAGGUUUGGACACAAUUGUAACCCAAUCAAAUUACAACACUGGCUUAGGUUCAGAAAUUUAACCAUGUUACAUUUUUGUCAGCUUCUCUCUCACACAAUGUCGUAGCGUAGGGCUUCUGUUUUACAAGAUGCAGUAGAUCUAUGUUGAACUCUUGAAAAAUGUCAACAGUGUAACAAUAACAUUGUCAGAAAAAUAAUAUUAGAUGUCAUUUGCAUGUGGCUUCC
Messenger RNA from Gastrolobium bilobum, 4978 nucleotides. RefSeq lists its product as uncharacterized. Lineage: Eukaryota; Viridiplantae; Streptophyta; Magnoliopsida; Fabales; Fabaceae. Bases 375 to 4397 code for a protein of 1340 amino acids. The record is from RefSeq and is a predicted model, not a curated record. The transcript has 10 exons.